AUGGAUUUGGCACCCGCAACGCUUGAGCUCAAGCAGACCUUCGCGCUACGAAGAAUCCUACUGAAGCACGGCGAGAGGACAGAGGCAGAAUGCUCAGCCGUACGCAAAUUCCUCGCGGAACGCACAACGAUAUGGCGAGAACCGUUCUGGGCCCUCCUCUCCAAGAGGGAUCAGCUCAAGAUCGCCAGUUGUGUCAAGCUGAGGAUGGUCCCGAGCGACGGGGAGCCGCACGACUUCGUGGCGGCGGACUCGACAUCCGGGUGCAUGGUAUUCUCGGCUCUCAAGGGCCUCGCUCAGGUGCAAUGUUUCGAUAGCUCCGGCACGCGCCUAGAGUUUCAGGAGCUGGAAACGUUUGGGUUUCUUCCGGUGCCGGAGGUGCUCUUGGAGGAGGCCAUUCGCAGUGUGGAGAGGAUGAAAUCGAACCCGAGAAGUAAAGUCUAUCGAGGGGAGCGGGAGUACGGAGAGAGGCGCCAAGCGACAACGGAGGCCGGCAAGAUCAGGGUCAAGAUUGCCCCGGACGGGCAGUACUUGUCCAUAAACGGGGCAGAAGUGGUACCGAUGCUCAAGAAGCUCGCUGAAAAGCGGGGGAGGAGCCGCCUGAUGAAGAGCAUGGGUCUCGAGCUCCCCGGGAUGGGGGGCGAGGGUGGGUUUGGAGGGGAGGUAGGCGGUGGCGGUGGCGGCGGCGGCGGCGGCAGGAAGCGGGAAGUGCUUAUGCGAGAAGCUCGGUACGGGGUUGGUUCGAUCCUGGUACACGAAGGAGCUUCUCCCACGAUGGUGUUCGUAAUCGUGGAGGGAGAGUGCAGGAUCGUCAAGUCUGGGAAGCCGUGUUCCCAGUCCCAGGCGUCCGGCGCGAAGGUGUCUGGUGGAAGGAGCGCGAGGUACAACCUAGGCAGUGCCCAAGGCAGCAAGAUCGAUGUGGUGCUCACCAGCGGCUUUCACACGCAGGUCGACGUUUGCCAGCUCGGAUCUCUAGGACCAAAGGCCCUCAUCGGAGACAUCCCCGCCUUGCUCGGCGGCGUGCAGCCAGCGUCGGUUGUGGCGAAGACGCCCCUGAGAGUCCUUCAGUGCAGAGCCGACAGCAUGUCGCCAGGUGCUCUUAUCGCCAUAGGGUCGGCCACAACGCGUCUUUCUCGCACGCCGCACACAGUGUACGUGGAGGCCGCCAAGGCAAGGAGGUCUAGGAUGACGGAGCGAGGGGGAGAGGUGGAGCAGCUCGUUUCGCUCGCGGGGACCCCGCUACUCGUUGACAUGAGCACCGGCAGCGCUAGCACCUCCACCGGCCCCGCGAAACACCAAGCAGGAAACUCCGCCCAAACCGGCGACGAAGCUGCCCACGGCAGCACCAAUACUAGUGAUCGGACGGGAAGAAGUGGGGAGACAGAAAGAUCGAACGCGGACGGGAAAGCUGCAGUGGCCACGGCGGCCAAUCCUACGUCUACCGACAGAGGCCGAGGACGCAUUAGCAGUCGGACCGAUCCAUCAGGAACCGCCAAGGCUAGCAGCGGCAAGGGCGUCGGACCGGCGGUUGAACCGGUACCAACGCACAGCGGUGGUAGCGGCCACAAAGAAUCGAUGCGGAGGUCGCAGUCGACCCCCGCCGCCACACCCUUGGAAGAAGAGACCCGCAACACCGAAACUCCCGCGGAUACCGCCGCGACCGCGAGGCCAGCGACGAGGCGCACUUCAUCGUCGGAGUCGUCACCUCCGACUCGGGGAUUGGACGCCGAGCGGAUAGUCGCCACGGCGAGCACCCCGCAGCUGCCUUGUUUCUCCCUAGGGACAUCGCCACAGCUUGCGUUCCGCGGGGCGCGACCUAGCCCAACAGUUGAGCCGCAGCGCUCGCCUGCUCUUCAGGCUAUCGCUUCCUCCGAACGCAAGGUGGCGUCGCCGGUGACCGAUUCUAUCGGUGCGUCGGCAAGUUCAUCGGGUUGCCAAUGGCGCCGUUUGGGAGUGGGAGUGAGGGCGGGGCUCGCGGGGACAGCGGCAAUGGAAACUCCAGCCCUGGCGACAGCCAGAGAUCAAGCGUCGGCGCUCCUAGCCUUCCACCUGACGCCUUUCCCGACCAUCACGAAAAAUCGCAGCUUGCACGCCGUGGCGCAGCCCAUCGUGAAGCACAGCGAGGGCUUCGCCGACGCCUGCCGGGGAGAGAGGAGUAGAUCGGGGAUCGAGGCAUGGAGGUUGGCGAGAGAGGCGAGGUACGAGGGCAUGGUCGCCCCAGCGGAUCGUUUGUCGAUCAUGCAGCAAAUCGACGCCGGUUUUGACGCAUUACAACAAGGUGGCAGGAGUAGGAGGGUUCCUCCAGUGGCAUAG
Ectocarpus sp. CCAP 1310/34 is the source of this 2310-nucleotide messenger RNA. Lineage: Eukaryota; Phaeophyceae; Ectocarpales; Ectocarpaceae. The record is from the annotation of a GenBank genome assembly.